Molecule: messenger RNA, 1323 nt
Organism: Glycine soja
Lineage: Eukaryota; Viridiplantae; Streptophyta; Magnoliopsida; Fabales; Fabaceae
Product: vesicle-associated protein 2-1-like
Exons: 7
Coding region: 482-1150 (222 amino acids)
Biological process (GO): endoplasmic reticulum membrane organization
Cellular component (GO): endoplasmic reticulum membrane; plasma membrane
Source: RefSeq, a predicted model, not a curated record
CUCCAUUGGACACGUGUGCCAACUCUCUCUCUCUCUCUCUCUCUCUCAUACAUUCCCAUUGAGGAGAGGUUGGGGUGCGCAACACAACACCGCACCAAAACUCUCGUUCCCUGCCACAACCGGAAACAGAAGCCACGACACACAACACAAAACACAAAGCAUUGGUAUUCGGUACGUAACAUACUCUGUUUCCUCUGACUUCGAGGUUUUCCUUCGCUUUGGUUCAGACCAAGCGAUCUCUGUGGCUACAAACUUGGAACCAUUUUUAUGUUUUUUUUCCCCUGAGCCUUCGGUUCCCAUGUUCUUCGCUCCACCGCAUGUUGUAACUUGUAACCGCAAUUCCAUUCCUCUAUUCUUUCUCUUACCCUUGAGUCACGCACCCACCCUUUUUGCCUCUCACGUAGUUAUUGUUGUGUGCAUGCUGGUCCUACUUGAUUGGUGAUUUUUGUAGAAACUUUGAUCGAUCGAUCUCUUCAUCGUCAUGACAGCUUCUGCUUCAAAUUCGUUGAUAACCGUUAACCCUGAUGAACUUCGCUUCCAAUUUGAGUUGGAGAAGCAAACAUAUUGCGAUCUUAAAGUUCUGAAUAACACAGAGAACUACGUUGCCUUUAAGGUCAAAACCACUUCACCAAAGAAGUACUUUGUACGACCUAAUACCGGUGUUGUACAUCCAUGGGACCUAUGUAUCAUCAGAGUCACCCUCCAGGCUCAACAAGAAUACCCUCCAGACAUGCAAUGCAAAGACAAGUUUCUCUUGCAGAGUACAAUAGUGAAUCCAAACACUGAUGUUGACGAUCUUCCGCCAGAUACUUUUAAUAAGGAUGGCGAAAAGUCGAUAGAGGAUAUGAAACUAAGAGUGGUAUAUAUCUCUCCUAUGUCACCCCAAGGAAGCACAGAAGAUGACACAGUGAAGAAUUCAACUCAAAAACUUGAUGCUAAUUCUAGUGAAACCGUGCAGCGCCUGAAGGAGGAAAGAGAUGCCUACGUCUUACAAUCACGGCAACUGCAGCAGGAACUGGACAUUCUGAAAAGAAGAAAUCGUAGAGGCGAUUCAGGCUUUUCCUUCACUUUUGCCGUGUUUGUGGGUCUCAUUGGAUUAUUGUGUGGUUUGCUUUUAAAACUUUCAUUGUCUUCACCACCUACAGAAUGAUUUCACACUGAUCAAAACCUUUGCAUGCAGACCCUUCCGUGCUAUUAAGUGUAAAGAAUUAUUUUUUCUAUUGAAUGGGAUUUUUAUUCAUUUUGCACAUUUUCAUGGUUAUUACAAAGAACCAUCAAGGCAAUCAUACCUAGUUACUAUACUAUAAAACUACCUAGUUAUUG